This is a messenger RNA of Linum tenue, 2239 nucleotides long. NCBI's taxonomy places the organism in Eukaryota, Viridiplantae, Streptophyta, Magnoliopsida, Malpighiales, Linaceae. The record is from the annotation of a GenBank genome assembly.
CCUCGCUCAAAGUACGGAGCGUGAACCAAUAUGGCAAUUUUAAACCCUAAAUUCCCAAUCCUCUUUAUCACCCGUACUCACUCUCUCGCCGGCCACCGAGCAGAAACAUCGCCGCCGUCGGAGGUUUAACCAUUCGGCGUCUCGGAUCCUCCCCGGCGUCUUCACUCUCCUCCUCCAAUCCUUCUGGGUUGCGCAUCGAACCGGAACUUCGAUUUCUCCCCAUAACUUGAAGAGCUGAAAAGUUGCAAACAAAUUCAACCAUGAAGGUCUUCCAAAUCGACGGAAACAACACUCUUUCUCUCGCCCUCUUCGCCGAAGUCGCCAAUUCCAAGGAGCUUCUUGAUUCUAUGCAAGCUGGGAAUCUGGAGCUGGAAGUUUCGUUUAUGAAUGCAUCACUUAUCCCCGAUGUUUUCCCUGUUCUCGCUGCAGCACACAAGGCGCUUGUGUCAAAGUCUCGGGAUUCAUUGACAACCCGAACGCUUCAUUCUGAGCUUGUCUACAAUAUCUCAGGAUCCAAGCAUAUUACAGAGUCCUUGAAACGAUGUGGUAUCUCAGACAGCUGCACGUAUGUCCUCGCAGCUCGCUUCAAUGCCUCGCCGGAAGAUAUGAAAGUGGUAGAAAAUCUUAUCAACGGCAAAGAGGUCGACUUGGAGGAGCUGGAGAGCAGAGCAAACCAAGCUCAAAUCCUCAAGCAUUACAAAAUCUCUGCGAUGGAGCUAGGGAUUUCCUCACUUGCUGAUGCCAUUACAUGCCGAAUAGCUUCCCGGGAUGCCUUGUGAGGAAAGAUAAGGGCGUAUUGUGCUUGAAGUAGUCGAAGGCCACUGUGUGCAUCCAUAAACCAGCUAUCUUUUUAUCUUAGCUCUGUAGAGUAAAAGAAUGUGAGUUAUUAUAUGCUUGGGGAUGAAGAAAUGUUGGCGAACUAGGCGGCCGAUUUUUCCCCGCGUCUUUUAUUUGUCCGUUAUUAUCGUUACAUUGAGAUAUAUUGUAUACCGAGCCAUCCAAACACGGUGUUGACACGUGGAUGGGACAGCGGCAACCGCUUGCUUCAGUAUGAAGCAAGAGGCGGGGACGUCGUUUUGACGCUGCUAGAACCGGGAACAGCCGGUGAUUCUCCCUAUUGCCGCCGCUCCUUUUUUCUUUUUGCUCCCCGUUCUUUUUUCAAAUUACACUCUGUAGGUUCUUUUGGAAUGUCUAUCAGAUGAGUGACAAGAUGCCUCACUAUGAUCAUAUUGUCUUUUUGACUGAUUUUUCCAGACAUUUUGUUAUGAUUUAAUAAUAAUACAUACGUUUGGGCAUUUUCUAAUCAGAGGAGUUAACAACAACAUUUUGAAUUUGACCUUUGGCAGGUACAGUUGCAUUUCUUAGAAGUAUAUCGCUUGAAGCUGUUGGACUUGGAGUGCAUUUGGCUGCAGGAGCCCAUGAUAUCUUACUCCAAGCCGAGUACAUCCUCACUGCUGUUCCUUCUCGUCAGGUAUCGUCAUCGUCUUCCACCGCACAGGGUAAAAAGAAGUCGAAUGUACGAAGCAAUCAGCCAAAAGAUGCCCAGGAAGGAAUGCAACAGGCAUAUUCGAACCUAAGUGAUGGCCUGGGGAAAUCGGCUUCUGCAUUAGUUCGGACACCGUUGAAAAAAUACCAAUACGGGGCCAGUGCUGGGUCUGCCUUGGCCACUGCAGCACGGGGAAUUCCUGCUGCUGGUAUAGCUCCGGUCUCUGCUUGUGCAAGUGCUGCGCAUUCUGCUCUUCUCGGCCUUAGAAAUAGCCUCGACCCUGAGCACAAGAAAGAAUCGAUGGAGAAAUAUCUAGGACCAACUCAGACACACAACAGAGAUUGAAGGCCAAAUGAUAAGUCACCACGAUGUGCCUGCCCUCGUCUCCUCCUGGGAAUAUAAUCGAUGGUGGGAUCUCGGCUGACACCCUGAGAGAAAAAAUCAAAAGUGAAUUGGAACGCAGAGAUCUCUCAAAAUCAUAAGUUUCGUAUUAACAUCCGAGCUUUCCUGAAGAAGCCGCAAAUGGUUUCGUAGCUUGAGAAUAUCUGUCAGUUCUAGUUCCCGCACCCCGGUUUUUAGGUGUACAGAUGUAUAUAAAGUAUAAACCAUCUACCUGCGCAUCCUUUUGCGGCAAACAUAGCAACUCUUGUACAUUCGUUGUAGAUAAAUUCGUGCUUGUUGCACAGGAGGGUGUUCAUUUAUCCGGUUAACCAAUGAAUGUAAUUAUUUUGAAUGCUUGGCAGUCUGUUAUUC